CGGGAUCCUUCGCGUGCGUCGUGUGCGGCUGCGCGGGCUUCCCAUCCCUCACACCGGCGGCUCACUCCGCAUUUUACCAUGCCUUUCACCCGAGACCCCUUCCAGCACCCUACGUUGGAUAACGAUGAUACCUUCCUGGGAAAACUCCGGGCUUCCAAGAAACUGCCAUAUAAGAACCCAGCUCACCUUGCUCAGCAACAGCAACCCUGGAGUCGGCUCAGCUCAACUCCCACAAUCACCUCCAUGAGGCGGGAUGUUUCUUUUUUUGAUCCUGAGAUACCAAAGGAUGACCUGGAUUUCUGCUUAGCAGCCUUGUACAACCACCACACAGGGACAUUCAAGAACAAAAGUGAGAUACUCUUACACCAGGAGACCACCCAGGAUACCCAUGGAAUCAUCAAGACCCAAUUCCCUGGAGAACUUUUACCCCCUCCUCCGCCACCUUCCAUCACUUCCCGAGCUAACAUCAGACACUGGAUCAACCCUAAGAAGGAGUCUGUCCACAGCAUCCAGGGAUCCAUAGUGUCCCCUCACACUGCAGCCACCAAUGGAGGCUACUCCCGAAAGAAUGAUGGUGGCUUCUUCUCUACCUAAUGUUGACAGGUCCCUGGACUAAAUUAAUCAUAAUGGAACAUCCUGCUGCCCACCUCCAUUAAAUAGAAUUGUGCUGGAUGAAGCCUCAAGUGUGUUACCCAUGGACUUAAGAGUUGGCACUUGACUGCUCUUAAAAUGUGGGAGGGAAGUUUUCCAACUUCUAGAAACUAGUCCUGCUGGACAUAUUUGCAAUUUGGAAAGUCAUCUUGCUGAAAAGCUAAGGAUUUAGAACAAAACAGCACAUGGGGCACCUUUGUGGCUCAGUUGGUUAACCAUCUGACUCUUGGUCUCAGCUCAGGUCUUAGGUCUCGGGUCGACUUUAGGCCCCACAUUGGGCUGGGUGUGGAGCCUACUUAAAAAAGCAAAACAAAAAACAGUACUGUGUUUGGCAGGGGACAGGUAUUCAUAUUUUGUAAACUGGACUCAUUCCAAACAUAGAAAUAUCCAUUCAACAUUUCUUGCAAACUUGUAUGUCAGCCACUGAGCUAAGUGUUGGGGAAACAAGAGUGGACAUAGCUCAUUCUCUUAAUGAGCUUACCACACCAUAAUUCUGGUAACUCUAUGUAGCGUUAACGUUUAUGCUGAGGUCACACUUAACAUAUUUCAGACCUUCCGGUUUUAGUCAUCUGCUGGGCUCUACUUUUCCAUAAGGGUUCCAUCUUCCUGGACCUGGCUCCUUGCCACUGUUCAUUCUCUUAUUUUGCUAUCUUCUUGCCUGGGAGUCCAUUCCUUUUUGUCAGUUUGUGCUGUGAAAUACAGCUCUUGAUUCUUAUAAAUGUGGUUCAACAACCUGGUGCUUGGGCUUGAAGGUACCUAAAAACAUGCAUUAAUGUGGUUUCUAAAAUUAUAAGUCACUCAGGGGAACCUGCUGUUAGAUUGGGCAAGAAAUUGCAGAUCUUUCAUAAUAUUGCAGGGUAAAUUCCCAUUUCUAAGUUUGGACAGCAUAUGCAUUGUUGAAUAAUUCAGAGAUGAAAGAGCUUCUUCCUGUUACUCAGGUACAGGGUCCUUAAAUUCCAUCAAACUAUCGCAGUCCCUCUUCCACAGAGAUACUCCAACCUAUUCAGAUAGUAUCUGCUGCCAAGUGGCAAUAUCAAAUUUCAGUUCUCAUUAUUUAGAAUGGCUGAAAGUGACAGAGAGGGGUGACUCUCUGGCUAAUCAUCUCAUGCAGGUUGAUACUAAAUAUUAAAAAAUUUAUUACCGUGACCCAUAUACAUCGAUGCUUUUAAAAAUAGACUCACAGACUGCCCUAAUAAUUCUAAUUCAGUAAACCUGGGGCGGGUCCCUGGAAUCUUAACUCUUAUAAGCUCUGCAAGUUCUCUUAUGGAGAAAUAUAUAUAUAUAUAACGCAUAUAUAUAUAUAUACACACACACGUAUAACCUUUAGCAGCAGACGCUGUACGGGGGGGCACCAGUGUUAGUACCACACAAAGGGCCAUCACACGUCGGGCCUAAACGAAAAAAGGGAAGAGACUAAGGAAAAACACUGCAGCAGCAAACAAGGCUUCCGUGCCCUUCCUGCUCCCGCGGUUCGGGCGACGGCUCCUUCACCCCCGCUUUCGCCCCCCAACGCCGGGGCCCGCCGCCAACUGCUAACGCUUAGCCGCGCCCCGGGGCCGGGCUCAGAUCAGAAUCGCCUCGAUAAUCAUUGGCCCGGGACAAGCCCGGCCUCGUCUAUCUGAUCAAUUCAUCACUUCUGAGCGCCGGGCCCCGUAAGACCGGCUCCGGGACCGCGGCGUUACCGCCGCCCAAGGGGCCUCGCUGCACAGCGCCCCGAUGAAGGGGCUUCGCAGGAGGAUAACUUUUCAUCUCGGGUCGGCCCGGCGGGGCUAGGGUCACAACCCGAUCAAAUAAGAUCAAGGUGUAGGCGGGGGGAGGGGCUCAGGGACGGGCACACGCACUCGCCUUGCACGCCCCAUGCGCACACUCCCACAUUCGCGCGUCCACUCACUCAGCCCACACGCGCUUCCACGCAGCAUCGCACCACAACACAGACCACCCUCGCCCCAGGCCGCUCUCCCUCUGGGAAGAAAGCGGAUGUCCGCACCCUCUUUUAAAUUCCUCCGCCCCCUCCUCUGCCUCGGAGGGUUCUGGGAAGAACCACUGAGCACAGGCUCUCGGCCGGCAUGCGCUUUGCUGCCCCCGCGUGGCUCGGAGGCGAACCCAGGUGCCGGAGAAAAGCUGAACAAAUUUGCGCCAUACUAAAUCGUGCUUGUCUUAAUGAUCUUUGUGCAGGGACAUAUUUAUAUCCGUAUCUGUAGUUUUCCUUUGAUCUUUGACCCGAGUUUUUGUCCCAACUUCUGAAUAUAAGAUGAUUCAGUCUUAGGAGAUUUAUAGGUGACUGCUUUCCCAUGGAGAAGGCAAAUCCUGGUCAUUAACCAGUAUCAGCUUCCCCAGGAGCUCCUUCCCCCAGGGGAGACGGAAACCAUUUUACCAAAGGGAAAGGUGAGAAUAGAUUAUUUAAAACCAAUGUCUUGGUAGUCAGGAUAACUGUGAAAUGAAUAGAGGUAGGAAGGCAUAUCCCUGUCAUUUACAAGAGCCCCCUGGCUACCGAGAACUUGAUGCUAUGGCAGUCAUAUUGCUGAACCUUCACUUACUUUCAACUUUCGAACUCCCCAGUGAGUAGUGAAAAAAAAGUAGUGAUUAUAUAAUGAGAAUUAGCUCCUUUCACAUCAGGGAACGCAAUUUUAAUGUCUCAGUUUCUUCUUUCUCCUUCUUCAAUGAAAAAGGUGUAUGUGUGGGUAAAUCAGAAGAACUUGGUGAAUUUAUAAUUUGUAACUGCCAGUUCCACCACACACUUGAAAUAAACAAAUAGGGGGAAAUAUCCAUUUAUGUGCCGGAAUCCCAUUGGCUGAAGGAUUUUCUAGGUGCAUGGCUGGUUAACCUCAUUUCAAUGAAGACGUUUAUGGCUGGUAAUGGCAGAUAAUAUUUGUAUUUUAAUAGCAGUGGUAGAUAAAAUGUAUUGAGUGUUAUCUGCCUUACUUAACAUACCUCAAAACUUAUUGGUAUAUACAUGCUUAUAUAUAUAAGCUGAUACAUGUUAUCAGCUCCCUCAAAGGAGAAAACUACACCUUCAUAAAUUCUGAACUAUCAUAUAUUUGGUGACCAUCAC
This is a messenger RNA of Mirounga angustirostris (Northern elephant seal), 3703 nucleotides long. RefSeq names its product cilia and flagella associated protein 276 (gene CFAP276). The record is from RefSeq and is a predicted model, not a curated record. The coding region runs from base 79 to 594 and encodes 171 amino acids. The transcript has 5 exons. Lineage: Eukaryota; Metazoa; Chordata; Mammalia; Carnivora; Phocidae.